UUGUUUAACAACGUAAUUUCACACGUGUUUUAGACACCGCACCGCACGUUUAAUUUCAUUUCUGCGCGAAACACUCAUCUAAAAUGUCCGAAGCUGCUGAAACCCCGAGUGUGGAAGUACAGGAAGAGGAAACACAGGCCACUGAGGUGCCCGUGGUGGAUGCGAAGAACGGCGCUGCUAAGGAGGAACCGGCUCCGGCAGCCGAAGAAUCCACCGGUGACUUAUCCAAACAGGAGCGCGCCAUAAUCCGACAAGUUGAGUACUAUUUCGGCGAUGCCAACCUCAAUCGGGACAAAUUCCUGCGGGAGCAGAUUGGCAAGAACGAGGAUAGCUGGGUGCCGUUAUCUGUCCUCAUCACCUUUAAACGGUUGGCUGCCCUGACCACGGAUUUCGCCGAGAUUGUGGCUGCCCUCAACAAAUCGGAGGAAGGCCUCGUGGAAAUCAGCGAGGAUAAACUUAAUCUGCGUCGCCAUCCAGAGCGUCCCAUCCCGGAGCAUAACGAGGAGCGGCGAAAGGAGAUCCAGGAACGCACCGCCUACGCCAAGGGCUUCCCUCUGGAUUCCCAGAUCAGUGAACUCUUGGACUUUGCCGCCAACUACGACAAAGUGGUUAACCUGACCAUGCGAAAGCACUACGAUAAGCCCACAAAGUCGUACAAGUUCAAGGGAAGCAUUUUCCUCACAUUCGAGAACAAGGAUCAGGCGAAGGCUUUCCUAGAGCAGGAGAAGAUUGCUUAUAAGGAGCGCGAGUUGUUGCGCAAGUGGCAGGUUGACUAUCUCAAGGAAAAGCAAGAGGAGUACGCCCAGAAGAACGAGAAGCGGAAGAACAAGAAAGAGGCCAAGCCGGAGCCGGCCUUUGAGCUGCCCAAGAACGCCAUUGUGGUCUUUGAAGGUGCUCCGGAGACUUCAACUCGCGAGGAGAUCCGCGAGGCUUUCGAGAAGAUCAAGGACUUCGAGGUGGCCUACAUCGAGUUCGCCAAGGGUGAAACUAAGGGUUCCGUGCGUCUGACAGAGGCCGAUGCGGCCGAAAAGUACAUUGCCAAGGUGGAGGAGGGAAAGCUGAAAUUCAACGAUGAGGUCUCCCUAAAUCUGCGUAAGGCCACCGAGGAGGAAGAGAAGGAGUUCAUCGACAAGGCCAUCGAAUUCAUGAAGAAACGCCGAGAUUUCACCCGCAACAAGGGCAAGCGCUUCGGACGCAAGCGUCAUGGCGGAAACGACCACAAACAUGGCAAUAAGAAAGCGCGUGGGGAUUAGCUCAUCCAUCUAUCUUCCGCCACCCGAGUGUUUUGAUGGCAGUAGACCAACCUUAACUGUUACUCGGUAGAUCUAGUUGACCUAGCUUUAAGCGCUUACUUAUUAAACAUAUGCUUUCUUGUAGUUUGCAAAAAUAAUCGUAAGAGAAACAGAAAAUUCUCCAAAAAAAUAUGUAUAGUCUGUUUACAUAGAUAACGAGAUGAACUCUAAUUUAUUUACGGAUCCAUUUGUUUCCUUAAGCAGAGUGUUUUAAAUAAAGACCAGUUUGUAAAACCCGAAAAA
Molecule: messenger RNA, 1535 nt
Organism: Drosophila eugracilis
Lineage: Eukaryota; Metazoa; Arthropoda; Insecta; Diptera; Drosophilidae
Gene: La
Product: la protein homolog
Exons: 2
Coding region: 84-1253 (389 amino acids)
Biological process (GO): positive regulation of translation; RNA processing
Cellular component (GO): cytosol; cytoplasmic stress granule; nucleus
Molecular function (GO): RNA binding
Source: RefSeq, a predicted model, not a curated record